AUGGAGAAGCCUGGCGAUGCAAGCGAUAUAGGGGCGUCUGCUUCCUUCACGCCUCGAUAUGAAUGGAUGCAGAACGCGGAGAAGAUCUUCAUAACAUUUUUUGUGAAAUUUUUGCAACCAUCGGAUGUGAAUGUGGAGAUUUCUUCUGAAAGUCUUAAAGUACAAAUCAGAAACCCAGCUAUAAACAAAGAAGCAACACAAGAAAAACAACAAAAUUUCGUUUUUCUUGUAUCGAAACUCCGCCAUGAAAUACAACCAGAACAUUCAUCUUUUGCAAUUCACAACACGAAACUUGAAGUGGUUCUAUCGAAGAAAGAAACAGGAGAAACGUGGGCGGCGCUAGAAGCAGUGAAGCAGGAUGAGGAGCAGCAGCAGCAGCAGCAGCAGCAGAAUGCUGCAGCACGAGUUUAUCCUUCAUCUAAGAAGAAGAUCGAUUGGAACAAAAUGGAAAAGGAGAUAGCAGCAGAACUUGAAUCUGAACAGCUUGAAGGGGAGCAGGCGCUGCAGAAACUUUUCAGAGAUAUCUAUGGCCGCGGCGAUGAAGACACCCGAAGAGCGAUGAUUAAGUCUUUCCAAACGUCAGGAGGAACCGUUCUAUCAACGAACUGGGCAGAUGUGAAAGACAAAGAUUAUGAAAAGACCCUAGAGGCCCCUGAAGGCCAAGAAGUUCGUUCUUGGAAUGCAUAG
Eimeria mitis is the source of this 687-nucleotide messenger RNA. RefSeq names its product SGS domain-containing protein, putative. The record is from RefSeq and is a predicted model, not a curated record. Gene Ontology annotation, molecular function: protein-folding chaperone binding. Bases 1 to 687 code for a protein of 228 amino acids. NCBI's taxonomy places the organism in Eukaryota, Apicomplexa, Conoidasida, Eucoccidiorida, Eimeriidae. The transcript is spliced from 6 exons. Gene Ontology annotation, biological process: protein stabilization.